Sinocyclocheilus rhinocerous is the source of this 624-nucleotide messenger RNA. RefSeq names its product probable 18S rRNA (guanine-N(7))-methyltransferase. The transcript has 3 exons. Gene Ontology annotation, biological process: rRNA (guanine-N7)-methylation. The record is from RefSeq and is a predicted model, not a curated record. Gene Ontology annotation, cellular component: nucleolus. Lineage: Eukaryota; Metazoa; Chordata; Actinopteri; Cypriniformes; Cyprinidae. Gene Ontology annotation, molecular function: rRNA (guanine) methyltransferase activity. Bases 188 to 445 code for a protein of 85 amino acids.
AAAAAAAAAGUUUGUGACUGUAGUGUCUCGCUUUCAAGCUUUUUCGUUAGAGUUUCAAAUCCAAAGUGAUUUGCCAUUGCAUGCCUUGAAUCCAGAGAUGAGAUGAAUAAAUGCAUGACUGUAUUAACUGUGCUGUUCAGACGUCGCCUUGCAGCGAGACGUGGAGGGAGAUCUUCUGCUGGGAGACAUGGGUGAGGGCUUGCCCUUCAGACCGGGGAUGUUCGACGGCUGUAUAAGUAUUUCAGCGCUGCAGUGGUUGUGUAACGCAGAUAAGAAAACACACAGCCCUCCGAAGAGACUGUACCGCUUCUUCAGCACGCUGUACUCGUCACUGGCCAGAGGAGCACGUGCUGUGUUCCAGAUAUACCCUGAAAACUCAGAGCAGGUCGGUGUCCAAACUCCGCUCUCUGGUUAUUGUGCUCUCAGCAUGCUGGAUUUAGAGUGAAUAAGUACAGAUACAGACUGUCUGUCCCUCUUAGUUUAGUUUAUAUUAUAUAUCUAUUGUCUAUAGAUUAUGUGAAUCAGCUUCAGGGAAAGGGCCUUUACAGCUGCCAAAAAUAUCACUUUUGGGUUUUUUGUUAUUAAAAAUAAAUCAUUAAGCCCAGCCCAGGUGACAAAAAGUAA